GCCAGUACUGGGGGGCAUAUUAUCUGAAGGAAAAUACAUCUGGCAUGCUAAGAUCAUGCUUAGAAGUGAGAAACGGUAAAUCAGGAUUCAAAAUAGGCGCUUGGACAUUUGGAUGUGUCCUCAGAGACUCUAAUACCAAAAUUGUUUGUGUCGAAGAGGUUGAUACAUCAAAUGGGCAUUUACCCUUGCUUGCAGUUGGACUCGAUUGUUCUAUUAGUGGAGGCUCAAUAUGUAUUUUGAUGCUGGCAGUUCUAGAGUCAUUAGAGGCCAUUCAUGUCAAAGAAAGAAUUAGUAAUAUGAAUGUUGUGGAUUCAGCUUUAGAGGUGUUGAAUUUACCAGGAUCUCUUCGAUGUUUUGAUGGAAUUUUAGCUGUAGGAACGUUAGGUGGUGAUAUUUUACUCAUAGACAUCUGCCGCAGAUUUGUAUGGAUCAAGAGCAAGUUAGGGAUGAAAUUUCUCCAUGUCAAAUUGUAAUCAUUCCUCCACAUAAAGUUGAUAAAGUAGAGAGGUAUAAAGAACAGUGUAUAAAAGAAGGCAAUCACCUAGCUAUACAUUGAUAUUGUGUUGGAUAGUAAAACAGAACAUUUUACUCUGAAAGGUCCCCAGAAUGAAAAUAAAUUGUUUGUGAAUAAAGAAGAGGUAUCUGUAAGUAAACUAUACUACUGUUCACAACUAACUUCACUUCUAGUUGGAUUCAACUUUGGAGCAUUUCAACUUUGGGGAUUUAACACGUUAUCCUUAAUAUAUACAUCUCCAGUGUGUGAGAUCAUCUACCAAUCACUCAGUUUGCUUUUCUAGAACCUACAGAUGAUCCAAGAGCUUUUUGCUAUGUGUGGGUUGCGUACAGCAACACAGAGCUAUACCAAGGAGGAUUUCCAUUUGCUGUAAUGUAUUCUUUUUGCUAUGGUUCGAAAGAACACCAUGAAGGGUAUGGAUAUCUGUAUCAAGAUUUUCAGUUUUGUACUGUUCGGUUCCAAAUAGAAUUGGGUGUGCUUCACAGUACCCAACAAAACAAAAGGUGGAUGUAUUUUGAACUUCCAGCUGUUUAUAAACAACCAAAUAAUAAAGACUCUGCAACAAAUCAACGAGUGAUGUGCUGGCGCUGACACAAAUAUCCUGGACAGUAUGUUUGAUAGAGGUGAAACCAAACAAAUAUGUUAGUGUUUGAUUUGAAUCAAUGGUAUAAAGAGCAAAUGCCUACUUUUUCGAGCUGGAAAGAAAGUUCCACCUACAUUUUGAAAACUAGUCUUACGGAGCAGAUUUUGAUGUCUGGCCACAAAUCGUCACUCAUAUUAGAUUGCAGAGUCAUCACUAAAUCAUUGAACCAGUUUUUAGGGGUACAAAAACUUGAAGAGCAUUUCUACCCAACAGCACUAUCUUUCGAUGUCUAUGUUGUGCGAGAAAAUGACAUUAUUGUUGUUCAUAGUGACAGCUUACAAAAGGCAUUGCUGUCUCAAAUAGAAUCAGCAGGACCCUUAUGUCUUGUUAGAACAAAUGAUGUUUAUCAACAGGUUAUAAAUCUGGGACUGACGCCACUAUUUGUUGACCUGCAAGUCAACACGUCUACAACUAUUGAGUCCCAGAGAGAAAUCAUAUUGAAUGUAGGACUGGAACAUCAUUUGACAGGAUGGUUGUGCAAAUGCGCGUCAGAAUGGGCAAAUGGUAGUUUUUCUUCGGCAGGUUGUUCUUUGGAUUUCUUACUAAACUGGGCAUUUCACAGAGCAGUCACCCUUAAAAACCACCUGCGACAGGUACUGCAAAAGUCUUUUCGAUUAUUCACAACUGCCUUUGGAUAGCAAUACUAGCAUUCUGUUGAACAGUUGUACCAGGCAGAUCAACAAUUUAUGUACAUUUUAACGCUUUCGUUCUUGGAAAAUUGCAUAACUACCCGGCACUACCUCGUGUCGUUGAAGAACAAGCCGCAGUUUGGACAUGGUUUCCAUCUAUUUUGAAGUUCUGGUGUGGAUGGUAAACGUAGGAUUAUUACCAGAAUGUCACCAGUCUGUAUAUCCAAAAGACAACUCGGAAAAAGUCAAUGCCCCGUACCCUGUAGUUGAGCUAACCAAGUAUUACAAUGAAAGAAGGGCACAGUUAAGACUGUUGAGUAAGGACACGUUUGCGAGCUCUGACCAACUGCUCUUCAUAGAUAAUCUCAUCGCUAUAAAAUGUGGCGCUGAACAGCUUCAAAAGCAAUGGCAAGAUGACAGAGGUAGCGGGCUUUAUCCUCCGCCUCUCUACAAUCGUUAUUGAGGAGCUACUUGGUUCCAGAAGCGAAUUUGCUCUAUAAACACACAUUGGUCAUUUACGUAUUUUUAGACUUAGCCAUGACAUUGGACCAGACAGGUACUCUGGUGUUAUAAACGCAUCUGAUAAAGUUUCCUGCUGUCUUUAAAGUACCACCAAGCUUGAUAAAAAUCACUCAGGCGUUUUGGCAGUUGGAUCACGGCGAUUUUGCCUCUGCGAUGGAACUGAUGCUGGACCCACAGAUUUCUAACAAUGAUCUCCAACCUUGGCAACAUAAUGUUGCUAUGAGAGCGCUACUGUUGCAAGAACAGAACAACCUAGCAUUGUUCUACAUGCAAGUUAGGAAGCCGCCUAUUAACAGUGAGAAGGAUAUAUUGACAGCCAUCAGUCUUUUUGUUGCUAACAAUAUGUUGGAUGAAGCAUUCUAUUUCAAGAAUCAACAUAAUAGUGCGAAUAUACAGAUUCUACUUCAACAUCUUUUCCGAGAAUGUACAAAAGUGGAUCUCUGCAGAACCUGUUGUAUAGACGCUUGGAUACAAAAGAAGAAAAAGCAUUUUUCGAUUACCUGAAAUCGAUUAACAAUCCGAAUUUUGAAGAUUUGCAAGUGUUCUAUUAUCUAUUGAGAGCAAGAUUUAUAGAAGCAUUUGACGUACAUACGAACAUCAAGAAGAGAAAUCCAGAUUCGCUAGGUUUGUCUGGCCAGAAAAAUGCGUCAGUAAGUGACCAUGUAGUGAAAAUCUUCAAAAAAUACCUACCAGACGUUAGCAAGAAUCUCGUGGAAUACGUUCGCAAAGAAAGAGCUUCUGUAUGGACGAAACUAACCAGACCAACACCUUUAUCAGUAUUUGGUCCAUGAUAACAACGAGCAAGUCCAAUAUAAGUCAACAGUGAUCCAUGCAGCGAUAUCAAAAGCUAAAAGUACGUUUUUGGACAACAAACUCAAUCUAUCUACCGAGGGAACUCCAUUUUUGAGAACUCCCGUCGCGCUUAGAAAAAAUCCAGACUUGCUACAACUAUAGUUACACCUCAUGUUAUCGAUUAUGAAGAGGAGUGCCCAACACCUGCUAAGAGGUUGAGGCUUUCACCAAGAGGAAGUACUGUUAGUCCUCUGGCGAAUCAGAGCAUGCAUUCGAAGAUGUUAACUCCUAUUGUCAAGAGAAACACCUGUACAGAUCAAGAAUCUCGUUUAAACGCUAAGCCUCAUAGUAUCCUUAAAGUAAAGAGUCAGGAUGAUCCUUUAUCUCAGACCUAUGAUGACGUCGCAAUUAGAAAUGAUUCUAGGAUAAUAUCCUUAAGUUGCAGAAUGCCAACACAGAAUACGCCAAAGAAAAUUCAGUUUGAUGAAACAACUAGAUUUUCCACUUCACUGAGCGAUGAUUCUAGUUUGAGAAUACCUGUAGCAGACAGUACCGGUAAUGAAUCAUCUAUCUGUAUAGAAGACAGAUUAAUACAAGAGAAGCAGAACAGAAGAGGCUAUCUUCGCUAUCUUCCGUAGACGCUAGCAUGAUGGUUUCAUCUAAAGAAUCUAGUGGAACUGAUAGUUUUUAUUCUCCAAGUUCUUCUUUGGAUGAAGGUGCCAGGAAAGGUAGUUCUUCUGUUAUUAAAGAGCCUGAAACAAAAUGUAGUAGAACAUGCUGAAAUGCAGGUGCCUAGACAAGAUGAGCUUAAACAUGAUGUAGACAUAGAUCUCCAUGAGACAAAAACUAUGCCACAGUCACCCAGAGCAAGGCGAAGUUAUAAGACGUUGCAUGAUGAGUCAUCAUUACUUGAAACGAGAAGAACUAGAGCUUCUUCUGUAGACAAGUCGCUCACUGAAUCACCUAGAAGAACCAGAACGUCUUCUGUAGACAAAUCCCUCAUUGAAUCACCUAGAAGAACCAGAGCGUCUUCAGUAGACAAAUCCCUCAUUGAAUCACCUAGAAGGACGAGAGCUUCUUCAGUGGAGAGAUCUGAAGAUGUUUCAAUGAAAGAUGAUGCAGCUGAUGAUGAAACCAAAACUCUACCUCAGUCACCUAAAGCUAGGAGGAGUUACAAGAGGUCUUAUGAUGAAUCCGCUGCUCUGGAACCUAGGAGAACCAGGGCGUCUUCUGUAGAAAAAUGUCGAACGGAGUCACCUUCAAUUGAACCUAGGAGGACAAGGGCGUCUUCGGUGGAUAAAUCUAUCAGAAUAUCAUCUGUGGGCGCAUCUCCAGCAAUACGCAUAUCAAGCGAAACAUCAUCUUCGGAAUCUCCUUCUACGUCUGUUUCUGAAUCACCCAAACAAUCGCCAAGAUUGCUUCAGGUCAACAGAAGGAAACCUCUGAGUCGACAAGUCUUGGAGCAUAACGCUUUUUCUGCGCUACAGUCUUCCAAAUUCGUUUCUAAGGAGGUCAUAGUUACCAAAAAAGAUUCGACGGUGAUCACAGAAACAUCUGCAGAUUCUACCAAAGUUAUAUCUCUAGAAAUCGAGUCCCAGGUAUCUGAAAAAAUCUCAGAAAAUCAAAGAAGUCUCAGGUUGACAGACUCGGUGCGCAAAGAAGAACGAAUAGAACACGCUGAGAAAAAUUCUGAGGGUGAUGAUUCAUUUUUGUCUCAGUUGGCUGACGAGUGGAUUAAGGGUAGAAAAGUUGGUAAAAACUGUAGUGAUGAUGAGUCAGAAGUUAAAGAUGAAGUUGAUACUGAAGAAAACGAACCUACUGAUGUAACGGGAAGCUCUACCGUUGAUAAGAAUUACCUGGAAGCAAACAAAAACAGUGGUGAUAAUCAGUCAGAAGUUGAAUCAGAUUCAAUUCAACUUGAAUUUUCUACUGAAGAAAGCAAACCUGCUGGUGAAGUGCCAAGUUCUACCGUUGAUAACAAUUACCUAGAAGCAAGAAAAAAAAGUGGUGAUAAUGAGUCAGAAGUUGAAGAUAAAGUUGAUACUGAAGAAAUCAAACCUGUUGAUGUGAUGCUAAGCUCUGCCGUUGAUGAUGAUAACCCAGAGGAAAGUGGACAAGACGAAAUUGAAGAAAGUACCCAGUUAAGUGAAAAAGAAAGCUCUGAUGUUGCAGCACAAAGUAAACCAACCAAGCUUUUGCAGAAUUAG
Acanthoscelides obtectus is the source of this 5307-nucleotide messenger RNA. The record is from the annotation of a GenBank genome assembly. Lineage: Eukaryota; Metazoa; Arthropoda; Insecta; Coleoptera; Chrysomelidae.